GGUAACCGGGGCCGGGCGGGGCGUACCGCUACCGAGCGCACCAUGCUCGGCGGGGGCUGGCGGAGCCUCGGUACCGCCCUGGCUGCGCUGGGAGCCGGGGCCUUGCUGCUCCGAGCCGGGGUGCGCCGGGCGUUUUAAGCUGACUCACAGCCCCAAGUAGUCACUGCCCCAGGCUGACCUUUGUCCAAGCUCUCUCUCCCUGUUCUGUUUUCCUGCCCCUUGAAAUCUCUCUGAUCAAGGUCCAGCACAGCUUCGAGCUGCCUUCCUGCAAACAGCGCACGAGCAGAGGAAAUCGAAGACGGUCACACAAACCAACAUGAAGGUGGAGAUACUUCCAGCGCUCACUGACAACUACAUGUACCUCCUCAUUGAUGAGGAAACGAAGGAGGCUGCAAUAGUGGACCCUGUGCAGCCACAGAAGGUUUUGGAUGCAGUCAAAAAGCACGGUGUGAAGCUCACCAGUGUCCUGACCACACACCAUCACUGGGACCAUGCUGGAGGAAAUGAGAAGCUUGUAAAACUGGAGACGGGGUUGCGUGUGUAUGGGGGUGACAGCAGAGUUGGAGCAUUGACACAGAAAGUGUCUCACCUUACAUCACUCAAGGUGGGAUCUCUUAAUGUGAAAUGCCUCUGUACGCCGUGUCACACUUCUGGACACAUCUGUUAUUAUGUGACUAAGCCAAAUAGCUCCGAGCCACCUGCAGUUUUUACAGGUGACACUCUGUUCGUGGCUGGCUGUGGGAAAUUCUUCGAGGGAACCCCUGAGGAAAUGUACAGAGCACUGAUUGAGAUUCUGGGCAGUUUGGAUCCUGAAACGAGAGUUUACUGUGGUCAUGAAUACACUAUCAACAACCUCAAAUUUGCUCGACACGUUGAACCCAAGAAUGUCAGCAUCCAGGAAAAGCUUGCUUGGGCCAAGGCCAAAUAUGACAGUGGGGAGCCAACCAUACCCUCCACCAUUGCAGAAGAGUUUACGUUCAACCCCUUCAUGCGUGUGAGGGAGAAGACAGUUCAGGAGCACGCCGGGGAGACCGACCCCAUCCGCACCAUGGGAGCCAUUAGGAAAGAGAAGGACAACUUCCGUGUCCCAAAGGACUGAGCACUCUGCCUGUGUCACUUUAUUGUCAUUUAAUGGUAAUUUAGACUGUUCAGAUGUUAUAGGAGUCUGUCUUGGUUCAGACAGUCCUAUUUAGGUUUCUAGUUUGUUUUAAUUAAGGGAAAAAAAAAAAAAAAGCAAAAAGCACUUUGCCCUUGUUGAGAUAUUUGACAGCGUAUUUAUAUUAUGAUGAAGAAUAUUUAUCCCUCUGUUGCUGGCUCUCAAGCUGUUGCACGUGUCCCAUGCAGCUCAUUUUACAAGUGUUGGAGUGGGGAUGGGUCAGAUGUUGAGGCCCAGAACAAACCCCUGUUCUUGUUGCGGGCACCUGAUGUGGAUGCAGACUGUGGGGCUGUUUGAAGCCACGUUCACCAGCCUCCAUUUCAAACAGGAAUAAAACGCAGUAGCUGCGUUGCCAGCUGAAGGUUUCAACUUUGCUUCCAUGCCGCUGCUUCUUCCAAGUGCCGCUUCUGGCUGCAUUGAACUGCUUCUCAGUGUUGUAAAGCUGCAGGAACUAUUCCAGGUGGAGGUUGCACUGUUGCUUCUGCCCUUUGCUCUGUUAGCUGAAUCCUGCUUGUGUGCUCCUGAGCUGUGCUGUACUUGUAGCCAUACACGGAAAGGAAGAAGGGAUUUAUUUGUGUGCUGGGAGGUUCCAUUGGGAGCAGAUGCAGUGUGUGCUGCUGUGAUUAACCCCCAGUGCUGUGCUGAGCUCAUUACCACCUUCAUUCCACCUUGUGACCCGGCUCUGCUGUUCUAAAGUGGUGCUGUGUGAGCAGAGUGUGGCGGAGCAUCACUUCUUUAUUUGUUUAAAAUAAUAAUUUUUAAUGUAUUUCAGGGAAAAAAAAAAAAGAAAGAAAAAAGAAAGGUACCUAAAAUGUUACUGACUGAAAUGCUGUGCUGCUACAACUAAGCGUGACUGUACUGGUGGCUGUUUGACAAUAAACACAGCUGGAACAGUG
This is a messenger RNA of Coturnix japonica (Japanese quail), 2052 nucleotides long. RefSeq names its product hydroxyacylglutathione hydrolase, mitochondrial. Lineage: Eukaryota; Metazoa; Chordata; Aves; Galliformes; Phasianidae. The record is from RefSeq and is a predicted model, not a curated record. Gene Ontology annotation, cellular component: mitochondrion. Gene Ontology annotation, biological process: glutathione metabolic process. Gene Ontology annotation, molecular function: hydroxyacylglutathione hydrolase activity.